UGUCAGUGUCAGAUUUGUGUUAAUAAAGUCACUUGAGGUCAGCCAUUGGUUCAAUCCUAAUUACCACUCGCUUGAUUCGCCUUGCUGGGAGUCACAGCCUGGAUUGCCGGCAAGGUAUAUUAGCCGCCAAGAUCCAGACUUAGGUUUCGCGGGGUCCCGAAUUCUUAUUCUUGUGUCGAUCGAUAGCUAAGAAUAGCUUGAUUUUUUCAAGAUGCUGUACACAUCUCUUCUUGCGCUUGCGCUCGCAGCAACGAGCUUCGCCCAGAUACCUGAGGGCUAUCGUCAAGUCGUGAUUACCUCCUCCUGGAACGACAAUUUCGUUCUACAGCCAGCAACUCCAGUCGCGAGUGGCAGUUCAAUCGUACUGUUUACCUUAAAUAGCACCAACAUCGGGCAACAGUGGUACCUAAAGGAUGGCAGUACCAAGAUCCAACUAGCCAGCUCGACACUCUGCCUAGACGCUGGCACAGGCCGUAGUAACGGAAGCCCUCUGACUGUCGCCACCUGCGCCGACACUUCAGCGUCGCAGAAAUGGCUUUAUAAUACUGACAGCCAAAUUGUCCUCGACCAGACAGGCACAAAUCUUUGCGCUGAUCUCUACAUGGGUACUGUCAAAGAUAACACCAGGGUCGUCAUUUGGCAGUGCAUAGCUGGUGACAAGAAUCACAUCUGGAAGGUUGCCAAUGUCACAUCCGCAGUUAUUACUUCUGAUUCUGAUUGAUAUGUUGGAAAGGGACACAAUAUGACGUUUUAAGGUCUUGGAAAUAAUACGGGAAGGGACUCUUGUAUAUAGGCGAAG
Messenger RNA from Pseudomassariella vexata, 799 nucleotides. RefSeq names its product ricin B lectin domain-containing protein. The transcript is spliced from 5 exons. The record is from RefSeq and is a predicted model, not a curated record. Bases 212 to 721 code for a protein of 169 amino acids. Lineage: Eukaryota; Fungi; Ascomycota; Sordariomycetes; Amphisphaeriales; Pseudomassariaceae.